Messenger RNA from Alternaria postmessia, 1083 nucleotides. RefSeq lists its product as uncharacterized. The coding region runs from base 1 to 1083 and encodes 360 amino acids. Gene Ontology annotation, molecular function: iron ion binding; heme binding; monooxygenase activity. Lineage: Eukaryota; Fungi; Ascomycota; Dothideomycetes; Pleosporales; Pleosporaceae. The transcript has 4 exons. The record is from RefSeq and is a predicted model, not a curated record.
AUGAGUACCACAGACCCCAAGAAGAAGAUCGAAAAGUCAAAGCACAUCGCUGCGGCAUACACCGUGUCUAAUUUACUCCGUUCAGAAGAGCACAUCGACCGCACCUUUGAGUCUUUCCUCGAAUGGAUGAACAAAUAUGCAACAGACAAGAAACCAAUGGACCUCAAUACCUUCAUCUCAUACGCAACCUUUGACGUCAUUGGUGAAGUCGUCUUCUCGAAGUCUUUCGGCUUCCUUGACCAAGGCAAAGACAUCGGCAACUCAAUCGAGAAUUCCCUUGCUCUGAAUGCAUACGUUGCAGUAGCGGGCUACUUCCGCUGGAUCAACAUUGCGCUGCUGGCCAACCCAAUCAUGACCUGGCUCUCCAUACUACCAAUGGGUCAUUUAUUCGACACCGUUAAAACCGUAUUGGCGGAAAGGGAAAAGAAUGAAAACGCCCGUUAUGAUGCUGUUCAAUACUGGUUCAAGCAACAUGAGCGACAUCCGGAUAAAUUCACCAUACGGGAGAUCAAUACCCAGGCACUUGCUGCCGUAGGAGCAGGAUCUGAUACCGUUGCUGCAGGAAUACAGUCGUUUGUCUAUCAUAUGAUUCGUCACGCUGACGCAUGGGAGCGUGCUCAUGACGAGGUUGCUGAAGCAGUCAAAAAGGGUUUUGUGCAAGCCUGUGUGAAAGAGGCUCUUCGAGUCUUUGGUCCUGUACCUAUGGGUCUUCCACGUAUUGCGCCCAAGGGAGGGUUGACUAUUGGCCAUCGUACUAUACCUGAGGGAACCAUUAUCUCAAUCAACCCAUGGGUUAUACAUUAUUCAAAGGAGAUAUGGGGUGCCGAUGCGCAUGUUUUCAGACCAGAGCGGUGGUUGGAAGAAGACAGUGGUACAAGGGAAAAGUUUUGGAUGCCUUUUGGAGCAGGUUACGGUGGUUGUCCAGGACAAAACAUUGCCAAGAUUGAGCUCGCCAAGAUUGCGGCGACGUUGGUAAGGGAUUACAAUAUCAAACAGGUGGACUCGACGCAAAACUGGCAGUGGAAAGCUUACUUUACGGUUGUUCCGCAUUCAUGGCCAGUGUAUAUCGAGAAGAGAAGGUGA